AUGAUCAUACAUCCAAGCACAAUCAAGGAGAGUCAGGAUGAUGUUAUAAAUGGCCUCAUGAAAGAGGUAGAGCCAGAGUAUCGUAUAAAACCUACAUAUCUAUUCAAAAAAGAAUAUACUAAAUGGAUGAAUCAGGGAAGUGCUCUAAAUUUUGAUCUAUCCUAUUCCCUUGGCAAUAAUCUUGAUGAAAAACUACUUUUCACAAUUGAGAAUGUUAUUCGUAUGAGUAAAAUGGAGCAGUAUCAAGAGUUAUUUCGUUCCUUUAAAUAUGGAAAGCAAAGAGAAUAUGUGUUCAACUCAAAUAAGGGUGAAAAUGUUGGUCAUCAAACUCUACAUGAAACAAUCUCAUCCCUUCAAAACUAUAAAGAAGGGAAUGAAUUAAGCUCUAAGGAAUCUAAUGAAACCGUCAAUACUCUCAAAGCCUUAGAAUUCCUUAAUGAAACAAGAUCUGAAAUGCUGUCAACUCUCAAUGAAUCAGAACUACAUCACUCCAUCAUGCUUUUUGAGGAUACCAUUAAGGAAUGCCACUCCAUCCUGAUGAAGGGUCUUGUAGUGAAUAAUGGCCUCUACAGACAAAAGCAAGCGUGUGCAAUGAGAGAUGAUAACACCCUUCUCUAUUAUGUAGAUCAUGAUUUAGUAGCAGAUCGUUGUGUAGGCCUCAUAGAUUAUUACAAUACAAUUGUCGAUGAAUGCGUAGGUGAAGAUAUGUUCAAUGUUGAAAAAUUAUUCAAAUUGGCUUCCUACUUGGCUUUUAACUUUGUAGACAUCCACCCUUUUUCUGAUGGAAAUGGUAGAAUGGCAAGAUUAUUGGCUAAUUAUGUUCUUUCUCUUCACCUUCCAUUCCCUGUCACAUUUUCAAAUGAUAGAAAGGAAUAUAUAGCAGCAGUCGAAACUUUUAGAAAUUCACAUCCCCAACAAUUUACAGUCAUGUUGAUGGAAAAUGCAUUUCAAUCCUGUUUGGACUUUUUGAAAAGCAAUAACCUAAAUAAUGACAAAUACAAUCACCAAAUUUAA
Molecule: messenger RNA, 1014 nt
Organism: Naegleria gruberi
Lineage: Eukaryota; Heterolobosea; Eutetramitea; Acrasida; Naegleriidae
Exons: 1
Coding region: 1-1014 (337 amino acids)
Source: RefSeq, a predicted model, not a curated record